This is a messenger RNA of Lontra canadensis (Northern American river otter), 1046 nucleotides long. RefSeq names its product enoyl-CoA hydratase domain containing 3 (gene ECHDC3). The record is from RefSeq and is a predicted model, not a curated record. Gene Ontology annotation, cellular component: mitochondrion. The transcript has 5 exons. Lineage: Eukaryota; Metazoa; Chordata; Mammalia; Carnivora; Mustelidae. Gene Ontology annotation, molecular function: hydro-lyase activity. Bases 84 to 983 code for a protein of 299 amino acids.
CCUCAGCUGUUGAGGCGCAGGGGCCCGGCUCGCACCCGCGACCCUCGGGGCGUCCGGCCCUCUGGGGCACGUCUCUGGCUGCCAUGGCCGCCGCCGGCUUCCGGGCCUUCGGAGCAAAGGGGCCCGCCUGGCUCGGGCGAAGCCCGUGGGCCCAGCUCUCCGCCAGCUUCUGCUGCAGGGGUCCGGCCGGGGCCCAGCGGCCAGAGCUCCCGCCGCGACCCACCCGCGCGCGGCAGCAGGACGGCAUCAGGAACAUUGUCUUGAGUGAUCCGAAGAAGAGGAACGCGCUGUCAUUAGCCAUGCUGAAAUCUCUGCAGAGUGACCUUCUUCACGAAGCCGAGAGCAAAGACCUAAGAGUCAUCAUCAUUUCAGCUGAGGGGCCCGUUUUUUCUUCUGGGCAUGAUUUAAAGGAACUGACGGAUGAGCGAAGCCCAGAUUAUCACACUGAAGUGUUUCAGACCUGUUCUGAGGUCAUGCUGCUGAUCCAGAAGCUCCCGGUCCCCGUCAUUGCCAUGGUGAACGGCUUGGCCACUGCGGCCGGCUGCCAGCUCGUUGCCAGCUGUGACAUUGCUGUGGCGAGCGACAGGUCCUCUUUCGCCACCCCCGGGGUGAACAUCGGGCUUUUCUGCUCCACCCCUGGGGUGGCCCUGGGGAGAGCGGUGCCGAGGAAGGUGGCCUUAGAAAUGCUUUUCACCGGGGAGCCCAUUUCUGCUCAGGAGGCCUUACUCCACGGGCUGCUGAGCAAAGUUGUUCCAGAAGAGCAGCUGGAGGAGGAGACCAUGAGAAUCGCAAAGAAGAUUGCCUCCUUGAGCCGUCCCGUGGUAUCUCUGGGCAAGGCCACCUUCUAUAGGCAGCUGCCCCAGGACCUUCGAACAGCCUACCACCUCACCUCCCAGACCAUGGUGGACAACGUGGCCCUGAAGGACGGGCAGGAGGGAAUCAAGGCCUUCAUCCAGAAGAGAAAACCCAUCUGGUCGCACUGAGUGUUCUCCUCAGAGAAGCGGAGGAAGAGGGAACCUCUACUCCCUGCCUUCUUCCCAAACUCC